This is a messenger RNA of Pyrenophora tritici-repentis Pt-1C-BFP, 1947 nucleotides long. Its product is annotated as CaiC, Acyl-CoA synthetase (AMP-forming)-AMP-acid ligase II. Gene Ontology annotation, biological process: secondary metabolic process. Lineage: Eukaryota; Fungi; Ascomycota; Dothideomycetes; Pleosporales; Pleosporaceae. Gene Ontology annotation, molecular function: CoA-ligase activity. The record is from RefSeq and is a predicted model, not a curated record.
AUGACGCCGUAUGGGUCCUCGAAAGUCCAAGCCUCCCCACGGCACAGCACUCGGCAGCCAAUGGCGAUGCAGAAGCGGACACGGCGAGCUGGAGGGACGACCCAGCUGUCCGGGUGGUCAACGGAGGUCGAGGUUGCAAGACCGAUUGGGAGUGCGUACGCUUUGUUCGAUAUCACAGGCAUGAUAUUCAAGCGAACAAGAAAAGAGACUGUCAUUCAUCAGGACUUCUCAGUUUCCAUCAUGAGCUUGCGAGCACGCCUACAUGUAGUUGCUGCUGGAAGCCGAGCAUACAAGUACAAGAUGCCUACCAAGUCGCCUUAUCCUGACGUGGAGAUUCCCGAUGUGGACCUCUGGGGUCUGACGUUCGAUCGCAAGGAUCGCGAAUUUUCCGAUGACAAAGUCAUAUACCGUGCGGUCAAAUCAGACCGCAAUUACACCUUCUCGGACGUAAAGAAGGCCGCAACACAGUUUGGCAUUGGGUUACGGGAUCUCUGGGAUUGGCAGAAAAAUGAUAUACUGGCAUUGUAUACACCAAACGACAUCGACGUCCCACCAGUCAUCUUCGGAACUUUCUACGCAGGUGGCAUUGUUACACCUGCCAACCCCGGAUACUCCAAGGAUGAAUUGGUUUACCAACUUAAGAACUCAGGGGCCAAAGCACUUGUUACCACUAUGGCGUUUCUCGACACCGCGGUCCAGGCAGCGAAGGAAGUCGGUAUUCCGGAUGAACGUCUGAUCCUGCUAGGUCCUGAGAAGCACAGUGCAAACAGGUACAAGCACUGGACUGCCAUUGUGAAAUCGUUUGGAACGCCAAACUAUCGCAGAAGAAAGGCCGACCCUCAAGACCUCGCAUUCCUAGCAUACAGCUCUGGAACUACCGGACUGCCAAAAGGUGUCAUGCUCAGCCACCGCAACAUGGUAUCUGACCUCCUUCUUGCAAAAGGAGCGAUCGGGAAAUGGUACUCGUCAGAAGACAAAUUCAUAGGCGUGCUUCCGUUCUUUCACAUCUACGGGCUCAUGGCGCUAGUGCUACAAACGAUACACCGGGGUAUUGAGCUCGUUGUUAUGCCAGGCUUCGACAUGAAGACGUUUUUGGAAACAAUUCAGAACCAGAAGAUCACCUUUGUAUACGUCGCGCCCCCCAUCAUCGUGCGCUUGUCCCGCGACGCAAUGGUGGAAAAGUACGAUCUCUCGUCCAUAAAGAUGAUGACAAGCGGUGCCGCUCCUCUCACAAAAGAGCUCGUCGAAUCCGUGCACAAGAGACUGAACAUCAAGAUUACCCAAGCAUACGGUCUCAGCGAAACAAGCCCCAUGACACAUGGCCAGCCCUGGGACGAAUGGUACUCCUCCGUCGGCAGCGUCGGCAAGCUCCUCCCCAACAUGCACGCCAAAUACAUUGCCGCAGACGGCACAGAGCUAGGUCCCGGCCAAGUCGGCGAGCUCUGGAUGUCCGGCCCCAACAUCUUCAAGGGCUACUGGAAGAACGAAGCGGCGACAAAAGACGCAAUUACCCCCGACGGCUACUUCAAAACCGGCGACAUUGGCUUCCAAGACGAAAAACACAACUUUUACAUCACCGAUCGCGUCAAGGAACUCAUCAAAUACAAGGGCUUCCAGGUUCCGCCUGCAGAGCUCGAGGGCAAACUCAUGGAGAGCGACUUGAUCGACGAUGUAGCCGUCAUUGGCGUCAAUGAUGAACAGCAGCAUACAGAGAUUCCUAGGGCGUAUAUUGUCGCAUCCAAGCGUGCAGGAGCGGGCGAGAAAGAAGCGCGGGCGAUAGUCGAAUGGAUGAAUAAGAAAGUGGCGAAUCACAAGAGGCUGAGAGGCGGCGUUGUGUUUGUGGAUGAGGUGCCCAAGAGUGCGAGUGGCAAGAUUUUGAGAAGGUUGUUGAAGGAGAGGAGUAAGACGGAUGUGCCAAUGGGUGUUUCGGCAAAGGCGAAGUUGUAA